GAUCCACUGGCGCCAAAACUGGUGGCAUUUAAUUCCAGGGGCUUUCCGCAAGAACCCUAAAAAGGCUUUAUUUACCUGAGAAAGGAGAGUUGGACACGCGAUGGGCAAGCUGCCGGAUUUCCUCCAGUCCGUGAGGCUCAAGUACGUCAAGCUCGGGUAUGCGUAUCUAAUCUCUCGCGCCGCAGUGCUCGCGAUCACGGUCCCCCUCCUGGUCGCGGCGGCCAGCGAAAUCUCGCGGCUUUGGAUCGAGGACAUCAUCUGGAUGCUGUGGGAGCACUUCCGCUACAAUCUCCUCAGCCUCUCGCUCUCCUCGGCGGCGCUGGCGUUUGUGGCAACGAUCUACGCCACGACGCGGCCGGCGCCAGUGCUCUUGAUGGAUUUCGCGUGCUACCGCCCCGACGACGACCGCAGGUGCUCCAGGGAGCGAUUCAUGAGGCACUCCCGGCAUUCGGGGGCUUUCAACGAGGAAUCGCUCAGCUUCCAGGCCAAGAUCCUGGAGAAGUGCGGGAUUGGGGAGGAAUCCUACGUGCCGCGCUCCCUCACCAGCGAUCCCUUCAACAAGUCCAUGGAGGAGGCACGGUUCGAGACGGAGAGCGUCAUGUUUGGCGCGCUGGACGAGCUCUUCUCGCGAUCCGGCGUCCGGCCAAAGGACAUUGGCAUCCUCAUCGUCAACUGUAGCCUCUUCAAUCCCACGCCAUCGCUUUCGGCCAUGAUCGUCAAUCAUUACAAGAUGCGUGGCAACAUCCAGAGCUACAACCUGGGUGGCAUGGGCUGUAGCGCCGGGGUCAUCUCCAUCGAUCUGGCCAAGGAUUUGCUCCAGGUCCACCGCAGCACGUACGCGAUCGUGGUGAGCACCGAGAACAUCACGCGCAACUGGUUCCUGGGCAACGACCGCUCGAUGCUCGUCACGAACUGCCUCUUCCGGAUGGGCGGCGCCGCCAUCCUGCUCUCCAACAAGCGAUCCGCCCGCCGCGCCGCGAGGUACGAGCUCGUCCACACGGUGAGAACCCACAAGGGAGCCGACGAUCGCUGCUUCCAGUGCGUGUUUCAGCAGGAGGACGAGAAUGGGAUGGUGGGAGUGUCGCUGUCGAGAGAUGUCAUGGCCGUGGCUGGCGAGGCGCUCAAGACCAACAUCACGACGCUGGGGCCGCUGGUUCUGCCGCUGCCCGAGCAGAUUAUGUUCUUCUUCACGCUGGUGGCGAGGAGGUUUCUCAAGAUCCAAGUCCGGCCUUACAUCCCCGACUUCAAGAAGGCGUUUGAGCACUUCUGCAUCCACGCCGGGGGUAGGGGCGUGCUGGACGACUUGCAGAAGAACCUGGGGCUCACCGACUGGCAUAUGGAGCCGUCACGGAUGACGCUCUAUCGUUGGGGUAACACUUCGUCGAGCUCGCUGUGGUACGAGCUGGCCUACUGCGAGGCCAUGGGGCGGAUCAAAAGGGGCGACCGGGUCUGGCAGAUCGCGUUUGGGUCGGGGUUUAAGUGCAACAGCGCGGUGUGGAGGGCUCGGGUGACGGUGGAUGGCCACAAGGUUAGGAACGCAUGGUCUGAGUUUGAUGUUCUUCCUUGAGGAGGUUGUUUUUGGAAGUUAUUUAUAGAUUAGAAAAAUUAUAUAUCUAUAAAUAAUUUUGCUUUCAAAAGGUUAUGUGAAAAAAGACCAUAAUAUAAAACUUAAUUUGUUUGUGCCAAA
Molecule: messenger RNA, 1687 nt
Organism: Selaginella moellendorffii
Lineage: Eukaryota; Viridiplantae; Streptophyta; Lycopodiopsida; Selaginellales; Selaginellaceae
Product: 3-ketoacyl-CoA synthase 11
Exons: 1
Coding region: 101-1567 (488 amino acids)
Biological process (GO): fatty acid biosynthetic process
Cellular component (GO): membrane
Molecular function (GO): acyltransferase activity, transferring groups other than amino-acyl groups
Source: RefSeq, a predicted model, not a curated record